AUGUCUUACGCCGGACACUCCAAAGUUGGCUUCCCCAACAUCUAUGAGGAUGGCGAUCAGCGUAACGUUCCUACUGACGAGGUCGAUAACCUCGUUCGGCACAGCGGAAAGAACAUAAAGGCCUACCGCCCUCGGGAACAAGUCGCCGCGCUCAACGAACAUCUCGUGGAGGAGACGCAAAAGUUGAGGGAAGAGGCAAUGAAGAAGGAUCCCACGCGUGCUGCAGAGCUCCAUGGUAACAAGCCCUGCAAGGGCGCUCUCAUUGACAAGGAGUUGGCGGAGGAGGAUGCGGCCGAGUUGAGAAAGAAGGAGGCGAAGCUCAAGCAAGGAAUUGCUGGAGCAACCCACUUCAAACACAAACACCAUCACCGUAAGAAUGAGGAGGAGGAACAGUAAAGGAAAAAUCUAAGCGAUGACGGCGAACACUAGAUC
Neurospora crassa OR74A is the source of this 432-nucleotide messenger RNA. RefSeq lists its product as hypothetical. The transcript has 3 exons. The coding region runs from base 1 to 396 and encodes 131 amino acids. NCBI's taxonomy places the organism in Eukaryota, Fungi, Ascomycota, Sordariomycetes, Sordariales, Sordariaceae. The record is from RefSeq and is a predicted model, not a curated record.